Diprion similis is the source of this 723-nucleotide messenger RNA. Its product is annotated as mediator of RNA polymerase II transcription subunit 22-like. NCBI's taxonomy places the organism in Eukaryota, Metazoa, Arthropoda, Insecta, Hymenoptera, Diprionidae. The transcript has 2 exons. The coding region runs from base 122 to 544 and encodes 140 amino acids. Gene Ontology annotation, biological process: regulation of transcription by RNA polymerase II. Gene Ontology annotation, cellular component: mediator complex. Gene Ontology annotation, molecular function: transcription coregulator activity. The record is from RefSeq and is a predicted model, not a curated record.
UGAAAGAGGCCUCUUUGAUCGGAGCCUCCAAGCGUCGCGUUCUGCCCAUUCUGCCGCAGUGAACUGUCAUUCCAUCUUUUCUUGAUGUUAUUAAUUCGUGAAGUAAAAUAUCUGUCAAAAAAUGUCGGCCCAGCGAGCUCUACCUCAAAGCAAAGAGGCAUUAUUGAAAUCUUAUACAACAAGACUGAAAGACGACGUCAAAUCGAUGUUAGAAAACUUCGAAGAAAUAGUUAAACUGGCGAAAGGUGAAAAUGAUACGCAACUAUCACGCCUGACACAGUGUGAACAGGAUACGUAUGAAAUGCACGUCAGAGCGGCCAACAUUGUUCGUGCCGGAGAAUCUUUAAUGAAACUAGUAUCUGAUAUAAAGCAAUACUUAAUUUUGAAUGAUUUUCCAUCUGUCAAUGAUGCGAUUACACAGAAUAGUAAAUUAUUUCGAACUAAACAGGCUGAAUGUGAUCAGAAACUUGCUUCUUUACGAGAUGAUAUGGCUGCCGAUCUAUACGACUUGGAAGAAGAAUAUUACACUUCGAUUUAUAAGUGAAAAAGUGUUUUGGACUCAGGAGAACUGAGAAAAAUCAAAACAUUCAUUAUAAGCUCGGCUUUGAGCCAGUGUAGAUAUAAGGCAGCCCUGUCUCAUAUUGUAACGCAACAGAUAAAAUUAUCUAUCUAUUCCAGAGGAAUAUUUUGUAUGAUUGAAUAAAUAAUUGAUUUUACCAAAGA